CGCCGCUGUCACCGCCGAUGUCUCACUUCUUCCAGAAGCCCGAGAACGCGCUCAAGCGCGCGAAUGAGCUCCUCAACACACCCAACGCGGAUGCGGGCGUCGUCAAGCGCCAAAAGCGCAAUGCGUUGGAGAUCUUGCAUGAAGCGUUGAUCGCCAAGAAGAACCGCACGUGGCAGCCGACGCAUGAAGUGUUGAUGGUGACCUACUUGAACAUUACGAUCGACCUUCAGCUUGGCCGUAUUGCCAAGGACGGUUUGCAUCAGUACCGCAACCUUGUGUUGGCGCAGAACCCUGCGUCGUUGGAGAAAGUGCUGCUGUUCUUUGUGAGCGAGUCGGAAAAGCGUGUUGCCGAGGCGCGCAAGCACUCGACGGAGCUGUCGAUCUUGGCGUCGGUGGAUUUGGAGUCUUCCCAGUCCCCUGAAGCCGUCAUGAUGAGCACCACCACGGCAGAAGACUCGGCCGACCGCACGGACCGCGCGCUCGUGCUUCCGUGGUUGCGCUUCAUGUGGGAAACGUACCGCACCGUACUCGACAUCCUUCGCUGCAACACCAAGUUGGAAGGUCUGUACAAGGAGGUGGCGCUGAGCGCAUUCGCGUUUUGCCGCACGUACGUCCGCAAGAUCGAGUUCCGUCGGCUGUGCGAAAUCCUGCGCACGCACUUGUACACGAUGCAGCGCCACGAAGCCGCGCCGACGACCCAAAGCAUCCGUCAAAUGCGCGGGUGGGAAGGGUGGAGCGCCGAGUCGGUCGAGUUGCAUCUAACGAUCCGCUUUGACCAAUUGGACGCCGCCACACACCUCGAGCUGUUCACAGAGGGCUUCCGCACGGUCGACGACAUCCACGCGAUCAUGCAGUUCUGGGCGACGCCGCCGAAAGCCGCCAUCAUGGCCACGUUCUACAAGAAUCUCGCGCAUAUCUUUUAUGUAUCCAAGAACCACUUGCUUCAUGCAUUUGCGCUCUUCAAGUACUACACGUUGCUGCAACGCGAAGGCACGGUGCUGCCCGACCCUGAGCAACGCCAGCUGGCGUCGGCGGUCGUCCUCGCUUCCUUGUCCAUCCCCAUCCGGAAUCACCAUAGCAUCCUCCUGGAGAAUGCCGAGACCGCCGCGGGCCUGCUCGAAGAAAAGGAUGAACACAUGGCCGCGUUGCUUGGAUACACGAGCUUGCAGCCGCCGACCCGCCGCCAGUUGCUGGACGACAUGACGUCGUUGCGCAUUGUAAACACGGCGCUGCCCGAAGUGGCGGCACUGUACGACCAACUGGACCGAUCGUCCGCCAUCGACCCCCUUCGCAUCGUGUCGCAGAUCCAGCCCUCUCUGGCGGUACUAACAUCACACUCGUCGCUUCACGCGUACGUGCCAUUCCUGGAAGAGCUGACGAUCCACCUCGUUCUGGAGCAACUCACACACGUGUACUCGUCUGUGACACUGUCGCACUUUUACAACAUGACGAACGGGUUGUCGUCGGCGUCGCCGCGGGAGAUUGAGCAGCUGAUUGUGCGCAGCCGCAAGGACCCGACCGCGUCCGUGCGCGUCCGCAUCGAUCACGCGAGCCAAUGCAUGCGUUUCUCGCCCGUGUUGGCGUUUGAAAGCCAAGCCAAGCACUUGACGCGGCUCGGGAAGUCGCUGCAAACCGUGCUCGACAAGGUUACGCCGCCACCUAGUUCUUCGGUUACAUUGACGGCCAAGACAAAGUUACCCGCGACUCGCGCCGCCAUGCUGCAUCGCCGUGUCCGCAUCGAACAGCACAAGGAAGCGUUUGAGAAGCUCCAGGUGGAAAAAGCCAAGGCGGAUGCUCGAAAGAAGGCCGAGGCCGAAGCGCACCGCGCCAAACUCGAAGCCGAUCGGUUAGAACACGAAGCCAAGAAGCGCGAGCUGGAAAAAGUGCAAAAGAUCAAGGAAGAUAUUGCGCGCAAAGACGCCAAGUCGAUUUUGGCCAAGUUGGGCAAAGACACGGCCGACGUCGACUUUGACACGAUGGACAAGAACAAGUUGCUCCAGGAAGCCAAGGAUAAGGCGCUGAAAGCCAAGGAAGACGCGCAGCGAAAGCUCAAGGACGCCGCGCGGACACUGGACCAUAUUGUGCGCGCGACACGGGAGGCCGAGUUUCCGAUUUUGCAUGCGCAAUUUCAAGCCAAGCAAGCCCAGGACAAGCUCGCGUUUGAGCAAACGUGGGCGGCGACGCUCGUCGCGGCAGAACACGCGCACACGUAUGCAGUGUCGCAGAAAGCUCUGUAUGACCAGUGCCAGCCGCUGUCGACGGCGUUCCGCGCGGCCCACGAAGCCCGUCAACGGGUUAAGGUUCAAGAAAAACUCAAGCAGGAAGCGCUCCGCCGCCAAGUCGAAGCGCUCGAAGCCAAGGUGGACCGCGCCCAGACCCGCAAAGCUGACCACGAAGCCGAGAUUCGCCGCCAACAAGAAGCCGAACGCAAGCGCGUCGAGCUCGAGGCCCGCGCCGAACGGCUGCGAGAGGAAGCCGCCGCGCGGGAUGCGGAAGACGCGCGCCGCCGCCAAGAAGAGGAGGAAGAGGCCGAACGUGUCCGCCAAGAAGAGGCCAGCAAGCCCAAGAAGUACACGCCCCCCAUCGCCCGCGACCAGACAGACCAAGGCGACAAGUGGUCGACUGUGCCCCGGGCGGGGAGCCGCCGCUUCGACGAAGCGUUCAAGGGCCGCGAUGCCCCACGAGAGGGCUUUGGCACCCGCGGAGGUGUCGGCAUCCGCAGCUUCCGCGGGGACGACGACGGUCCCCCUCCCUCUUCUCGUUUUGGAGGCGAUCGCGACGGGCCUAGCCGAUUCGGUAGCCGAGAUGGGCCUAGCCGAGAUUUUGGUAGCCGAGAUGGGCCUAGCCGAGAUUUUGGUAGCCGAGAUGGGCCUAGCCGAGAUUUUGCCGAGAUGGGCCUAGCCGAGACUUUGGUAGCCGAGAUGGGCCUAGCCGAUUUGGUGGAGACCGUGAAGGUGGCAGCAGCCGCUUCGGCGACCGCGACGGUGGCGCGCCUCUUCGUCGGUUUGGCGACUCGUCGGACGCAUCUCGUCGCUUUGGGUUCGGCGGCGACCGCGACGGCCCUCGGGACGACGGACCGCCUCGCCGCGAAGGUUCAUUCCGACGGGAUGCGCCUCCGUCGCGCGCACCCGAAGGUGGCCGAUGGUAAUGCACCUAUAGUAGGACCGUCUUACAUCCAUAUUUAA
Messenger RNA from Aphanomyces astaci, 3185 nucleotides. RefSeq lists its product as hypothetical. Lineage: Eukaryota; Oomycota; Saprolegniomycetes; Saprolegniales; Verrucalvaceae. Gene Ontology annotation, biological process: translation reinitiation; formation of cytoplasmic translation initiation complex. The transcript is spliced from 3 exons. The coding region runs from base 18 to 3185 and encodes 1055 amino acids. The record is from RefSeq and is a predicted model, not a curated record. Gene Ontology annotation, cellular component: eukaryotic translation initiation factor 3 complex, eIF3m; multi-eIF complex; eukaryotic translation initiation factor 3 complex, eIF3e. Gene Ontology annotation, molecular function: mRNA binding; translation initiation factor activity.